This is a messenger RNA of Microplitis mediator, 3254 nucleotides long. RefSeq names its product basic proline-rich protein-like. Gene Ontology annotation, cellular component: extracellular matrix. The transcript has 4 exons. The record is from RefSeq and is a predicted model, not a curated record. The coding region runs from base 273 to 962 and encodes 229 amino acids. Lineage: Eukaryota; Metazoa; Arthropoda; Insecta; Hymenoptera; Braconidae.
GUCUCGAGCGACCGACGACGGCCCGCCAAUACAAUUUAUAAAUCUCACAUCACAAAUUAUCAUAAUAUAUUAUUUUUAUUAAUAAUUUGAGUUUUAUUAUGUACUAGAUAAAUUUAAUUAUUCAUAUAUAUUUUCUGUUAAAUUAUUUAGUUAAUCAUUUUCCAGUGUCUGUGUAUCAAUUAAUAAUUAAACCUGCUGGUCCUUAAUCACCCCUAUCCCUAAUUCCUGGACACAACAUACUUCAACAAGCUUCAUCGGUUCAAAUUACCGACAUGUGGCGCAUUAAGAUAAUUGUUCUCUGUUUGACGGUGAUUAAUGUCCUGGGAGAUUUGCCACCGGGUACAAGACGUAACACAUAUUUACCACCGGAGCCUACAAAAGGAUAUAACUACAAUACACCAUCAGUACCAUUUCCACGACCAACACCAGGAUUUCCAUCAUCAAGACCAACGUCUCCCUUUCCAGUAGGGCCUACAAGACCAACGCCAACUUUUCCAACCGGACCAUCAAGACCUCCAACACAACCUGGAAGACCGGGAGGUGGAUACCCUACUCCAGGUCCACGACCAACACCAGGUUUUCCUACACCAACAAACAGACCAACUGGGGGCUAUCCUGGACCAGGGCCACGACCCACUCCCGGAUUUCCGGAUUACCCUGGGCAACCCUCUGGCAAUAACGGCAACACUGUUCCGGGGCAUGAACAUCACCACGAGCCAGGAAUGCCAUUUGAUUUCAAUUAUGCCGUCAAGGAAGACGCAUUUGGUAAUGACUAUUCACACAAUGCAAUUAGUGACGGAGAUAUUGUAAAAGGUGAAUACCGAGUUCAACUUCCGGAUGGGCGCACGCAAAUAGUUCGUUACACAGCCGACUGGAAACAUGGUUUCAGUGCACAGGUCACUUAUGAGGGAACACCGCGGUUAGAUCUUCAGCGACCUCCUGGUGCUUUCAGGGGUUAUUAAAACUUAUAUAAACCUGUCACACACCCGCGGGUUGGCCAACUUUGAUCGACCUUUGUGAACAACAAUAACAACAAUAACAACAACAACAGCAACAACAAGUAAGCAAUAGUGUAUAUUAUAUCGCAUUAUUCAGCAGUGCAACGAUUCAAUCCCGUCAGAACAAUGAGCUACCUUGAACAGCAGGCUCUACCGUAAUAGCAGUGGUACACACGAAUGGAGUUGAGCCAAGAGCCAAGAGCCAAGAGCCACACAGUGGAGGAUGUUACGGAGGAGUAUAUCAAGAGAUAAAAAGAGAAAGAGAUACAUAAAUAAAUAAAUAAAUAAAAAAAAAAAAAAUAAACAUAGGCCAAAGUGUUGGUCGACACGUGAACUAAUCUCCAAGGAACUCACUUUCACUGCUCCGUGGGAAGAUCGAAUCCUCCUUGUUCAUUACAGGGGUUUUCAUUUUGUUGUUAUAUUUGUUCUCAUCAAUCUAACAAUCGUGCUGCCACUGCUAAUAAUUUUUAACAGUUCUUCAUUUUUUUAUCAUUAUUUUAUUUUAAUAAUUAAUAAUGUUACGCUAUUGUAAUUAUAUGUUAAGUUAUUUAAUAGCUUUAUUUUUGUGAAGAUUGAAAAAAAUUUAUACCUUUUCUUGACUAUUGUAAAAAAAAAAAAACAACUCAUUUAGUAGAGCUUUAAUAGCGAAAAUUCUUUUUUUAAGAUUUAAAAUUCUUUUUGAUAGAAUUUUUAAGCCGAUAAAGAUGAUUGUAAAUUCUCUUUUAUAGAGAGACGUUAGGACGCACUUGAUGGGUAAGAAAUGAGGCCAUCGUCGAUGCGCUUCUCAAACCGUCUAUGUUUUCCACUCCAAAUCGUUAAAACUGUACCAAUCGAUUUCAUAAUUUUAAUAAAACAAAAAUAAAAACAUCCUGAUUCAGCAAAAGUCAUAUAAGAAAAAAACUUGAUUAUUUUUUUUCAAUUUUCAUAUUUUUUUGUAACUAUCAAAAUGUUAAAAAAAAACAAUAGUAUUAAUAGCUGCAUUACACAAACACAAAAAAUGUAUAGAAUCAAAAAAUAAUAGAUACGUAAUUUAAUUUUGAUUAUUUAUAGAUUAUACUUUCACAAUAAUUCAAUAGUUACCUAUGUAUACAUAUAUAUUUUAGCUAUUUAUUCUUGUUUUAUUAUUUUUGAUACAUUUUAAUUGAAAAUGUAAAAGUUAUGAUGAUGGAUAUGUUACAAAAGCAGCGAUUGUUAUAUUGCUUCAAGGUUUUAACUGUCAGACUUAAACAUUAUUCUAUUAAAAUAUACUCGAAAAAAUAUCCAUGUUCUGUUAUGUUAUGUUAUGUUAUAAUAAAACAAAAUAAUAAAAUUGGCAAUCAUACCCAGACUAAAAUAAUGUAAAUGCUUCUGACGUUUGAGCAGAUUCAUUGUUAAUGAUAAAAAAAUAAAUAAUUAUCAUAUGUUUGUAAAAGUAGUUUGUUUGACUGUGGUCGAAAGCAGUUGGUCAAUUAGUUAAAAUUUUUCUAAAGGAAAUUGAAAAUAAAAUAAUUUUUGAUAAAGCUCUAAAGAUUAAAUAAUCCAUUUUGUUAGAGGGCGACAAAAUGGAUUAUAUACCAUUUCCGCGCACGCUUAAACCUUUUACUCAGAUAAUCCAAUCACCAAAUAUAAUAUUGAAGAUCCAUCUAUUCAGACAAGAUUACGUCUAUCAUUCAAUAAAAAAAAAAUUUCCACCCUGUAAUCUGUAUUAAUAGAAUGGAAAAGAAAAAUAAAUAAUAAUUGUAAAAAAAAAAACAAUUAUUAUAAAAUAACUGAGUGAUGUGAAAUUUAUACCACUCGUUUUAAUUUAUUUUUAUUGAUUAACUCAUGUGCUUUUAGCGGAAUUAUAAAUUUAAAAAUUUAAUGCUCAAAAGGAUAAAAGUAUUGAAUUCUAAGUUUUAAAACAAAAAUAUACCUUUCGAGACAACAGAUACAGAAGUGAACAUAUGAAUUAUAUAUUUGUUGAACAAACUCGAUUUAUCAAAUUAUAUAGAAAGAAAAAAAUGUCAUGCGAUCAAGAGUAUACUCCUGGUUGUCAAUUUUAUAUAAAUAUAUAAAAAAAAAUUAAAUUAAUUGUACAAAUAUUUUUUGAAAUCCAAUCAAUUUGUCAAGAUCAUAUACCUGACAGUAUAUUUGAAUGGACAUUGUCUAUCAAAUUUAAUGACGUUGUCAUUUUUGUAACGUUGAGCCUUUAGAUGGAAUAUUUUUUCCAUGGAUUUAACAGAAUUAUAUUUAAAAAACAAACAAAAAAAAGUGGAUGUAUAUUUACAAUAAAAAUUU